Molecule: messenger RNA, 1218 nt
Organism: Trichomonas vaginalis G3
Lineage: Eukaryota; Parabasalia; Trichomonadida; Trichomonadidae
Product: tubby protein, chain A domain-containing protein
Exons: 1
Coding region: 1-1218 (405 amino acids)
Source: RefSeq, a predicted model, not a curated record
AUGUCUCUUUACAUUGUUGACUUCUCAUCAGAUGACGAAGAUGGCAAUAAGAAUUUCCAGAAUGCGACACCAUUUAAACCCAAAUUCAAUGUCCCUGAUGAGAAAGCUAAGCCAAAAUACCUUCAAGAAACAAAUAGAUCAACAAGACGUAUGCGAAAUGGCAAAGAUGCAACAAAAGUCGAGAAGAAAGUUGUUGAAUACAAGCCAGAGGUGCUUACAGAACAGCCUGCAAAGGCAUCUGAAAAUCGCAGAACAAGAAAAAAAGAAAUUAUUACCUUUGAAGAUGCAGAUAGCUCCGAUGACUCAUAUACUCCCGAACAUAUUCAACAGCAUACAUCCGAAUCGGAGGAUAAAAACGAAUCAAAUGAAGAAAAAAUUUCAUUUCAAGUUACAAAUCAUCCUCAACAAACUGCACAACCUCAUUCGAGGCGGCAAGUUAGAGGAAGUAGUCCACAUCAACAAGUUCAAAACUCUACAUCGCCACAGGUAAAUACCGAAAACGAGUCGACCAAACCAAACAUAGAAAACGAAGUUAAAACAGACCAAAAAGAACAAAAACCACAAGAAAACCAAACCAAUGAAAUCAAACGGGUUCAACAGCCAGAAUUAUUAAUUUAUGUUCCAAGACCUUCAAUAUCCGAUAGCAAAGCAAAAGAACAACCAAUGUAUAGGAUAUCCAGAGAAAAGAAGACCGGAUUACUCGGAGCUACGUACACAUUUCGAUUUUACAUGCUCAGCGAAUUUAUUUUAUCUGCGAUUUACAAAAAAGGAGCUGAUACUAUUAAUAUUAUUAAAGAGGGAAGUUCAGAUGUUGAUGCAUGCAUAUCGAUUGGCAACAAAACACAAGAUUUUUCAUUGAGAUUAGGUUCAAAAACAGGAGAUGAAGUUCUCUCGAUUCGUUUCUAUCCGAAAGAGGGCAAAAACCUUGCUCGCCGUAUGAGUGUCUCCUUUUUCAUCAAAAAAGAAGGAAAUCCUGCAAAAUUAUUCAGUAGACAACCGACAGAAUCCGUUCAAGGCCAUUUGACAUAUAACUUUAAUGGCCGUUUUCACAUUCAGUCUGUCAAAAAUGCUGUUCUCUUUGAGAAAAAAGGAGAUCCUGAUUUAUUCUGGAUAAGAAAGAUAGCUAACGAGGUAAUAGAGCUCCAGGCUGCUUUUCCUCUUGAACCACUAUCAAUGUUUGCAAUAGGAUUGGCUUCUUUCAUCACAGAAAUCAAAUAA